Messenger RNA from Vigna unguiculata (cowpea), 909 nucleotides. RefSeq lists its product as uncharacterized. The record is from RefSeq and is a predicted model, not a curated record. Lineage: Eukaryota; Viridiplantae; Streptophyta; Magnoliopsida; Fabales; Fabaceae.
AUGCACAUUGGAGAAUUGGCUAGAAGCGGUGGAGUGUUAGACCCGUUGAUGCAGAUUGGGCUUAAGCCCAAUAACGGUGAUUCAGGAGCAACGGCUGUUGUGAUAACGGGAGGAGCUACCCAUUCAUUCCUAUCUAAUGAAUGUGUGAGGAGGCUCGGGCUUGUGAUGCGGGAGCUGGGGUGCGAGUUAAUAGUCGCGACAUCAGCAUCUGGCGAGGUAUCCACCAGCUUUGUUUGUGUGGGAUGCCCUAUGGAGGUGGCGGGUCGCAGGUUCAAGGUGAAUCUUAUCUGCCUGCCAAUGGAGGGCUUGGAUGUAAUUCUAGGGAUGGACUGGUUAUCGAGCAACCAUGUUGUCAUCGAUUGCGAACGGUGUAGAGUAGUGUUUUUGGAUGCAGCAGGUCUGGAGUUUAUAUCAUCUAAUCAGGCUGCGAAAGAGAUUGAGGAUGGAGCUACCCUCUUUAUGAUAGUGGCUCAGAUAGAGAAGAUGAGUACUGCAGAGCAAAUUAGUAUGAUUCCAGUGGUAGAUGAGUACACAAACGUCUUCCCUGAUGAAAUUCCAGAAUUGCCAUCGAGCAGGGAUGUGGAUUUCACCAUUGAUCUCAUCCUUGGAGCCAGUCCAGUGUCCAAGGAACCUUAUCGGAUGGCACCAGUUGAGUUAUCUGAGUUGAAGAAGCAGAUUGAAGAUCUGCUUGCGAAGAAAUUUAUACGACCGAGUGCAUCACCAUGGGGGGCGCCUGUAUUACUGGUGAAGAAGAAAAAUGGCAGCUCCAGAUUGUGUGUUGACUACCGGCAACUGAAUAAGUUAACGAUAAAGAAUAAGUACCCGUUGCCGAGGAUUGAUGACCUAUUGGAUCAGCUGAGGGGAGCCUCAAUGUUCUCAAAAAUAGACUUGAGGUCUGGAUACCAUUAG